CAGAACAGAUGGUACAACAGGAAGCUGCAGCAUUCAGGAGGAGCAUGAGACAGAGAAGAAGGUUUGUGAUUAAACAGGUUCUGCUUGGGCUCUCUGGGUUCAGCUGUGUUUCCUGGUGGCAUCUUGAGCUGCAGCUGAUCCUUUUAUCUCCUCAGUCGACCUCCCGUCUCUCAGCUUCUUACAGGAAAAGAGGAUUAUUCCCUCAGAGGCUCCUACAGGAGGAUCAGAGGUCUGCAGCAGGAACAGGAGAUGGCUCGGUUCGGACGGGUGCAGGAGGUGUUAAUGCUGCUGCUGAAUGUCUGGCCGGUGCUGGUGCUGGCUGGGGUCCGGCAUCCUCUGCCCGUGCUGUGGAUGAUGCCAGUCAAUUCCGGGACGGGGAUGGAGAACCUGACAGUCGGAGUGGUUCCAGCCAUCAGAAUGGCUCUGCAGGACCUAGAGAGACAAGCAGCACCGCUGGGGAACUACGAGGUCCGCCUGCAGCUGCUGGACUCACAGUGUGACCCUGCUAAAGCCCUCAAAGCACUGUUUGACACCUUGUGGGUGGGGCCCAGGUAUCUUCUGAUGUUAGGAGGGGUGUGUCCACCUGUGACGGCGCUCAUCGCUCGUUCUCUGCCAGCUCUCAGCCUGCUGCAGGUGUCCUUUGUGGCUCCACCCCCCGACCUGUCCAACAGGAAGUGGCACAGGCACCUGUUCAGCACGGUGCCAUCAGUCAGAGCUGCGAACAUGGCUGUGGUGAAGCUGCUGCAGCGCUACAGGUGGAGGAGGAUCGGGGUGUUCACACAGGACAGACCUGGACUGACUGAGAUGAGGAAAGAUCUGACCCGACAGCUUAUGAAGACCGACAUUCAGCUCACUGCUUCAGAAAGCUUCUCUGAAGAUCCCUGCAGCAGCUUGAAGAAGCUGAAGGAUGAAGAUGUUCGGAUCAUCAUCGGACAGUUUGAAGAUGGUUCUGUGACGGAGGUGUUCUGCUGUGCAUACAGACUGAACCUGUUUGGACCUCGGUACCAGUGGAUUUUAGCAGCUGAAGGACCAUCUGGAUGGAGGUUGGGAUGGCAGCCUUCAGGAUGUUCUGUUACCAGUCUGCUGAUGGCUGCAGAAGGUUCCUUCAGGGUGCAGAUCAAACAGUUCAGCAGCACAAACACACCUGGAGUCUCUGGACGGACCUCUCAGAACUACCUGGAGUCUUACCUGAAACAGGUGAUCCAGGAGGGGUCAGAGGUCAGCCCACUCCACGCUUUCGUCUAUGAUGCAGUUUGGGUCGCUGCCAGAGCUCUGGUUCAGGUGACAGAGGCGGUAAAACUCAGAGGAAAAUAUGGAUCUCUGAGGAACGUCACAGUUAGUGAGGAGGAGGAGGUGAAGAUGCUGCUGGAGGCUGUGAAGAACACACAGUUUGAAGGAGUCACGGGUCCAGUUUCCUUUCGUAACGGAGAGAGAACGGCGGUGGUUGAGCUGAUCCAGUUCCAGGGGGACAGCGGCGUGUUGGUGGGAGAGUUUAACACGAGUAACCAGCAGGUCCGACUCAUGACCCAGCUGCUGAAGUUUAAAGGUCCUGGACCGGCCAAAGAUCAGACUCUGGUCCAUCUGCAGCACCGUCAGGUCAGCCUCAUUCUGUACACCCUCAUAUCAUCAGUAGCUACUGGAACCAUCUUCAUUACCCUGAUCAUCCUCUGCAUCGUAAUCAUCUGCCACAGACGCUGGCCGCUGAGGUCCGGAAGUUCAUCCCAGGAUGAGUUGCUCCUGCUGGGCCUCUUGCUGUCUUCCUCAUCAGUCCUCUUCUCUGGCCUGAACAGAACCUCGCUGCCUGACCGGACGUUGGAGGUCCUCUGCUCUGUUCGUUUGUGGACUCUGUCAGUGGGUCACACUGCGGGCUUCGCUGCUCUGUUCACCAGAACCUGGAGGGUUUAUUGUCUCUGCAGCAUCAAGAAGAAGCAUCGGACCCGUCUGCAGGAAACAGGAUGCGUUCCGCUCUGGAUUCUCCUGCUGGAUGUGUUUGUUCUGACCUUCUGGCAAAUCCUGGACCCUCUCAGAUGGGUGGUUCUUCAGCACAGCUUAGAGGAAUACCUGGAUGAUCAGGACAUCCUCAUCCGAUCGUAUUCUGAACAGUGCAGAAGCACCAACAUGGACCUGUGGCUCACAGCCGUCUACGGAUACAAAGCUCCUCUGCUGGGUCUGGGCUGUUUCCUGGCCUGGAACAUCAGGACUGCAGACCUUGGUCCUCCUGCACUCAGCUGUGCACUCCUCGCUCUCAGCAUGUUUUCCAUGACAGUGUUCAGCAUGUCUGGAGUGUCGGGGUCGCUGUUGACGUCCAGCGAUCCGUCUGUUCAGUUCUGUCUGUGCAGCGUCCUCAUCCUCAGCUGUAACCUCUUGAUCCUGAUUGGCCUGUUCGGACCUCAGAUUUGUUGCAUGUUGUGCAGCAGCACUAAGUUUCAGCAGGCGUCUGAGAUGCAGGAUGAAGCUGCAGAGGAAGAAGGCGUGGAACGGCUAAGGAGGCUAAAUCAGGACCUCAGGAGUCAAAGCGCUCAGCUGGAUGUUCAGGUUGAAACCAUUACCAUGGAGCUUUCUGAGAUGCUCCAGGAUGAAACAGGUGAUAGACAUGGAGCUGGAGUCACCUCUCUGACGUUGACUCAUGAAGCUUUGGUCUGUGAGGAGAAAUCUUCAGGUCUGGAGAACAUCAACUCCCCUGACCAUGUUCAGCGCCGUCUCUCCAUGCAGCUGCCCAUCCUCCACCACUCCUACCUGCCCGUCAUCGGAGGCGUCAGCUCCAGCAGCUCCAGCCUGUUCGUCAGCCAGGAAGCCUUUGCUUACCGUCACCAUGACCACUUCCUGCACACCUGAGGACAGGAAGCUGCAGCCACGUUUCUGCAGAAGGAGGCGGGACAUUACAAGGAGGAAAAUAUCACCAUCAGAUUAUGAAAGUAUUUGGACAAAUGAUCCUUCUUUAACUUCUUAUGAAGCCUUUAAGUUUCCAUAAUUCGAGCAGGAUAAAUCUGAUUGGCUGGAUCCAGCUUGAGGUUCGGUCCAUUCAUUUAUGGACAUUUUGCAACAUGGAGGAUUUCUGUGGCUGUUGGACCUCCUGCCUGCAAGCAAACAGUGUCUUCUUUCCACUUCGCACAUCCCUAUGAUCACUUCCUGUGUUAGAAACCAGACCGCCACUGUAGGCAUUUCAAUCGGUUUUCCAUGUUUUGUGCUGGUUCUGUUUCAAUUAAACCUCAGUCAGGUCUGAGAAUGUUUUCCAGAACCAAACCAUUUAUUCUGUGCCAGUUCCUCCUUCCUGAUCUUCUGCAAAGAAAACGUCUGGUAGUGAAGCUGCACUAGUUAACUGAAAGCUACAUUUUUAUAAUUCACAUGUUGCUUCUCCUCCGUUAAUAACAGCCCAAAGAUUUUAGGUUUUGGACCAUCGAUCCUUGGUUUCCUUCCUGAUGAUGCUGCUUCCAGCCGGCAGUUCUUCCUGAUCCUCUGGUGUCUGCAGAUGCAUCUCUGGCCACACAUGUCCUUAACACAUGACCUGGAGUUAACCUCGUGGAGUUACCUCCAGGUCCAGGACUCAGAAAACUGUUCCAAGCCUUCAGGACUUCAUUUUUUAAAAGCCCAGUCGAUGCAGUGAUUAUUAUUUGCAGAAGGACCAGUUUGCUGGUAAAUGGAGGGAAAAUGAGACCAAUGUUAUGGAGGAACGAUCCUGACAGAAUAAAAAAAAUACAUCAAGAAAUGUAAA
Messenger RNA from Girardinichthys multiradiatus, 3712 nucleotides. Its product is annotated as gamma-aminobutyric acid type B receptor subunit 2-like. Gene Ontology annotation, biological process: gamma-aminobutyric acid signaling pathway; G protein-coupled receptor signaling pathway. Gene Ontology annotation, cellular component: G protein-coupled receptor heterodimeric complex; membrane. Gene Ontology annotation, molecular function: G protein-coupled GABA receptor activity. The coding region runs from base 250 to 2835 and encodes 861 amino acids. Lineage: Eukaryota; Metazoa; Chordata; Actinopteri; Cyprinodontiformes; Goodeidae. The record is from RefSeq and is a predicted model, not a curated record. The transcript is spliced from 19 exons.